Molecule: messenger RNA, 729 nt
Organism: Cladophialophora psammophila CBS 110553
Lineage: Eukaryota; Fungi; Ascomycota; Eurotiomycetes; Chaetothyriales; Herpotrichiellaceae
Exons: 2
Coding region: 1-729 (242 amino acids)
Biological process (GO): peroxisome fission; regulation of peroxisome size
Cellular component (GO): peroxisomal membrane
Source: RefSeq, a predicted model, not a curated record
AUGGUUGACGACACCAUGCAUACCUCCUCUGACCGGCGGCAACUUGAAAUUGUGCUCGGAAGAUCGGUGACUGAUGACCUCGGAUGUCCAGCACGUCGGUAUCUUCGCCUCUUCAAAUGGAUCGACUGCUGGAAUCUGGCGCACAACCAGUACCAGUCCUUUCUAACAACAAGUAAGACAGCGAAGCAGAAACUACCGAAACAAUCUCAGCCACAAGUCGCUCAAAACAACAUCCAUUUUCUCCUCAUUGUCUCAAAGUGGUCCUUGCUCGGCAUGUAUCUUUUCUUGGAGAUGUUUACAAUUGUCGAUGCAGUUCUCGGGACUUGGCGACCUUGGGCGGUGACCAUGCAAACUGAAUCGUUGAAAUUCUGGUUCUAUGCGUUGUCAGUUUCUGUUGCCUUGGAUCUAUACGAACUCUUAUUUGUUUACUCCGACUCCGCAUCGUCGCAAAGCGACCAGCCAGCCUACCAGAAGGAGGCUACCUCAACCAUCAUCGAAAAGACUGGUGACAAGGGCGUGGCCAAUGAGCCGCCACAGUCGAAAGCAGGACAUGCUAAAUCCGCAAAACGCCGCGCUGUCUACAGGCAACUGGCAAUUGACAGCUGUGAUUUGCUGAUACCAGGUGCAGCGGUGGGCUUGCUCCAACUCGAUCCCGUCACAGUUGGCGUUGCAGGCACGGUUAGUGCAUUGCUCGGCGGCUCGGAUGUUUGGCAACGGGUCAAUGCUUGA